Molecule: messenger RNA, 228 nt
Organism: Talaromyces rugulosus
Lineage: Eukaryota; Fungi; Ascomycota; Eurotiomycetes; Eurotiales; Trichocomaceae
Exons: 1
Coding region: 1-228 (75 amino acids)
Source: RefSeq, a predicted model, not a curated record
AUGAGCGCCCCGUCCAUCCCGCUGCAGGCCCCGUCAACGCCCGCGCCUGCGCCCGAGCCCACCGAUCUACCCUCGUCACACUCCUUUCUCGACAUUGUGCGCUGCUCUCGCUGCCAGCGAUCGCUCAGCAUCCAGCACACGUCGCCGCCUGCUGCUGGUGUUGUCCAGUUUGGCAUGAACUCGUACUACUGCAGCCGCUGCGCAUCCAUGGUCGGCUUUAACCGCUGA